Syzygium oleosum is the source of this 2261-nucleotide messenger RNA. Its product is annotated as serine/threonine-protein kinase PBL34-like. Gene Ontology annotation, biological process: protein phosphorylation. The transcript has 6 exons. Bases 431 to 1978 code for a protein of 515 amino acids. Lineage: Eukaryota; Viridiplantae; Streptophyta; Magnoliopsida; Myrtales; Myrtaceae. Gene Ontology annotation, molecular function: ATP binding; protein kinase activity. The record is from RefSeq and is a predicted model, not a curated record.
UCCUGGUCCUGGGGGGCUCCGCAGCUGAAAUGUUUUCUUGGGGAGUGAUCACGUCAGUUCUCCGUCGUCGCCCCCCUCCAACUCCAAUUCGCGAGCCGGGCACCGCUCAAAAGACGUUCUUUUCGCCGCCCAGGUUCUGAGCCCUGCCUGCCUGCCUCGGUCGCGGCGUCGGAGCGCCUGAUCUGGGUCUCGUGAUCUCAGCUCUCCUCCCUCCCGGUUCGGUUCGGUUCGGUUCGCUGCUCUGUGGUCGGCUGCGCGACGCUCCGGGUGCCCCGCGCGAGCGGCGACAAGCUCGACGCUCUCGAGGGCCGGCGGUUGCGAUCCUCGCGGUUCCGAAUUGGAGUGGGGGCGGUGGGGGCGGUGGGGUUCCUUGGUCUCCUCGUGGGGUUUGAUGAUUUGGGAGGUUUUCCGCUUUUAGGGUUCGAGAGAGAUGAGUGUCGUCACCGGCAACAGCGGCGGGGGCGGGGGCGGGGGCGGGGGCGGCAAUGGCAAGGUCGAGGCUUGGGACUCGGGCGAGUCGAUGGGGAGGAAGAAGAAGAAGAGCAGGGACGGCGGCGAGAGGAAGAGUGUGGAAGGCCCUGAGGAUGGUCUCGGCGGCGGCGGCGGCGACGAUGACGACGAUAUUGUGGGCGCCAAGGACGGUGGGUGUUGGGUUAGGCUGAAGUUCAUCGGGAGCUGCAUCUCCUCAAGAUCCAAAGUCGAUAGCUCCAUCAGCGGUACCAGUACUAAUUAUGCAGAAAGUAAAUUUACAAAUGAUACAAGCAGAGACCACCCUGCUCCUCCUGUGGUUUCAUCUACGACCACUAGCAAUACAGAAAGUAACUCCUCAACUUCCAAACUUGAAGAAGAACUUAAAGUUGCCUCUCGCCUGCGAAAGUUCUCAUUCAAUGAUCUUAAGUUAGCUACAAGAAACUUUAGACCUGAAAGUCUACUUGGGGAAGGUGGUUUUGGCUGUGUCUUCAAGGGUUGGAUCGAAGAAAAUGGGACUGCUCCUGUGAGACCUGGCACUGGGCUUACUGUUGCUGUUAAAACUCUCAAUCACGACGGGCUUCAGGGUCACAAAGAAUGGCUGGCGGAAGUGAAUUAUCUUGGUGAUCUAGUGCAUCCUAAUUUGGUAAAAUUGAUUGGGUAUUGCAUAGAAGACGACCAAAGGCUGCUAGUGUAUGAGUUUAUGCCAAGGGGAAGCUUGGAGAACCACCUCUUUAGAAGAGCUCUGCCUCUCCCUUGGUCUAUCAGGAUGAAAAUAGCGCUAGGUGCUGCGAAGGGUCUUGCUUUUCUUCACGAGGAAGCAGAAAGGCCAGUGAUAUAUCGUGAUUUCAAAACUUCGAAUAUCCUGUUAGACGCUGACUACAACGCCAAGCUUUCUGAUUUUGGGCUUGCAAAAGAUGGUCCCGAGGGAGAUAAGACUCAUGUCUCAACACGUGUCAUGGGAACAUACGGCUAUGCUGCCCCAGAAUACGUGAUGACCGGGCACCUUACUUCAAGGAGUGAUGUCUAUAGUUUUGGUGUGGUGCUUUUGGAAAUGCUGACCGGAAGAAGAUCCAUGGACAAAAAUCGACCUAACGGCGAGCAUAACUUAGUUGAAUGGGCUCGGCCACAUCUUGGAGAGAGAAGAAGAUUCUACAGAUUGAUAGAUCCACGGCUUGAAGGUCACUUCUCGAUAAAAGGUGCCCAAAAGGCUGCGCAGUUGGCAGCUCACUGCCUUAGCCGAGAUCCGAAAGCUCGUCCCUUGAUGAGUGACGUCGUCGAAGCUUUGAAGCCUCUCCCAAAUCUCAAGGAUAUGGCAAGCUCAUCGUACUAUUUUCAGACCAUGAGGGCGGAGCGCAUAGGAUCGAGCCCAAAUGCUAGAUAUGGCAUUCAAUCGCAAGCAGGAGCGAAUGCAAGAAAUAGGAGCCUUUCAAUACCGAAUGGGACCCAUGCAUCCCCAUACCACCAUCAGUAUCCUCAUCAAUCUCCGAAACCGAAUGGUAAACCAUAGCAAUGGGUUUAGACUUAGUGGUCCCUUAUUCAAUCCCUCUCCCCCCAAUUUAUUUCCCUUUCUUCUCUUCUCUUUCUUCAGUAUAGGAGUUGAUUUUCAUCCAAACAUUUGCGCUUGAUUACUGAAAUGGUGACGGAGAAAAAUGUGCUCGAACUGUGAUGUGUUUUCACAAUGACAUCCUUGUGCGGAGGAUGUCUGGCUGGCCAGGUGAAGCAUUUCUGGCAGUGUCUAUUUUGACCCAUAUGGAACUCUAUUUGGAGAUGUGCUGAAGCUUGUUGCCUCA